Molecule: messenger RNA, 768 nt
Organism: Cucumis melo (muskmelon)
Lineage: Eukaryota; Viridiplantae; Streptophyta; Magnoliopsida; Cucurbitales; Cucurbitaceae
Product: RING-H2 finger protein ATL74-like
Exons: 1
Coding region: 130-642 (170 amino acids)
Biological process (GO): protein ubiquitination
Molecular function (GO): transferase activity
Source: RefSeq, a predicted model, not a curated record
UUCAACCCACCUGGCACAAAUAUCUAAUUUGAUCAUAUGCCCUUUUUCAAAUCUCAUGUUUCUUCAUCUCGACUUGUUUUGUCUGUGUGUUUAUAUUGCUUCCUUCUCGGCCAUUUCACCUAGUGGAAAAUGCUCACUUCUUCGUUCAUGGAGCCCUCUUCUUCUCCUUCCCUUAAUCCAUCUCCAAGUGUGUCUAUCAUGGACCCUCGCGAGCAUGAACUAGGUGGCAACUUCAACCUCAUUGUUAUCGUGGUUGCAAUUGUUUGUGCCGUUGUUUGCACGCUUGGGCUAAAUACCAUGCUGAUAUGUAUACUUCAAUGUGCCAAUCACUCUCUUAGACAAACAGUCCAAUGGGUGGCUUUAAGGGGACUGAACUCGGGCAUGAAGAAGCAAGACGUGGUUGCCCUCCCAACUUCAACUUACACGAACUCUGGAUCACCGACUUCGCCUUCGCCUUCAUCCACUUCAGCCUGUGCUAUCUGCCUCAUCGACUUCUCAAAUGGGGAUACAAUACGAGUGUUGCCGAACUGUGCUCAUAGGUACCAUGUCAGUUGCAUUGAUAAAUGGUUGCUGUCUCACUCUUCUUGCCCCACCUGCAGGCAUCAGCUCAAGUCCAAGGAUUCUAUAGAACACAUUGUGUAGUAUCAAGUAAAUUUGAACAAAUGAAGAGGCAGUAGACGUAAAGUUAAUCAGGUAAGCAAUAAAGAGUUGAGCUUGGUAGAUAAAAUUAGUUGAAGUCAGUAAGCAAUAAAACUAGAUUUUGGUGUU